Messenger RNA from Saccharomyces eubayanus, 915 nucleotides. RefSeq names its product SNAP receptor USE1 (gene USE1). The record is from RefSeq and is a predicted model, not a curated record. Bases 1 to 915 code for a protein of 304 amino acids. Gene Ontology annotation, cellular component: endoplasmic reticulum; SNARE complex. Gene Ontology annotation, molecular function: SNAP receptor activity. The transcript has a single exon. Lineage: Eukaryota; Fungi; Ascomycota; Saccharomycetes; Saccharomycetales; Saccharomycetaceae. Gene Ontology annotation, biological process: retrograde vesicle-mediated transport, Golgi to endoplasmic reticulum.
AUGGCAAUAUGGCACGCCAUUGUAGGGCUGUUGGGCGAGAGAAAAUAUGCACUAAACGUUACAAGCUCUCUCAUUGAACCCCAAAAGGGAGAAGAGAAUUUGAAAGCAAAGGUUAAUAGAGAAGAGUUGACUAUCAUUCAUAAUACAACUAUAAUAUCCCACUCUUGCAAACACAUGAUGGCUGAAGUAUCUAAUGAUCCACUUUUGACCUAUGUUUUGAACAGCAAACAGUUAACAAAUUUAGAUCGUCUACGAAAGAAGGCAGUUACAAAACAAUUGGAAUUAAGUGCGGGGCAUAAGAAUUCAGAGGAGUUUUCAAAGUAUCAAAAUAUCUAUCAAACAGAAGCAUUCGAGUGUCUACAAAAUAAGCAUGAUACACACAAAAUAAUGGAAUGUCAGUACGAAUCAUACCAGAGAAAUUGCAAAACAAAAAGAUACAGUAUUGACCUAGACUCUGUACAUGCAACAGACGCGUAUCCACAAGAGGACGAUCCAAAUGGGGAUUUCCUUGAAAGAAAUGAGGAUGAUGAAGGUGUUAAGGAAUUGAGGAAAAGGUUAUUAGGAAAACAGCAAAGCAACAAUUUAGGGCAUGACUCUGUUAAAUCAGUAGACAGGCAAAUUGAAGAUCAAGAUAACUUGCAACAAGACUUAAUUCAAGAUAUGAGUAAGCUUGUUGGGAGCCUGAAGCAGGGCGCUGUGGCAUUUCAAUCAGCACUUGAUGAAGAUAAGCAAGUUCUUGGGGCCGCAGAAAUUGGUAUUCAAGUUGCAUCGCAAGGUCUGAUGGACGUUAGUGGUAAAUUGAGAAAAUAUGACAAGAGCAAACUGAGUUAUCUAUUUUACAUUACAGUUUUCAUUUUCAUGAUCCUCGGUUUGAUGCUAACAUUUAUAAUAAUUCAGCUCUUUCCAGCGCUCUGA